Messenger RNA from Besnoitia besnoiti, 1698 nucleotides. RefSeq names its product Toxoplasma gondii family D protein. Lineage: Eukaryota; Apicomplexa; Conoidasida; Eucoccidiorida; Sarcocystidae. The record is from RefSeq and is a predicted model, not a curated record. The transcript has a single exon. The coding region runs from base 1 to 1698 and encodes 565 amino acids.
AUGAAGCUUGCUGGAGUUCUCUCGGUCACCGCCUUUCUGGCGUUGGGCAGCGGUGCCGAAGCCGGGCCUGGAAAGAAGGGAGGAUAUACCACGACUACCACUCUGAAGCCCAACCCUCUGCACAUUGAAAAGGAGUGCUUUCAAGUACCGUAUAGCGUCGAGAAGACAUGCUACAAGGAUGAAAAGGUUUCUCGUCCGUACGCCUGCCCUUCUCCACUUGAAGAGGAAGUGUGUCACACCAUCAGUGAAGAAGCUGAUGACACCUGUUUUCAGCUUGUUCAGAGGGAAGUGCAGUACGAGUGCCCGAAGGCCACCAAGCAACAGCUAUGCUCAUCCGUCCCCGUCACCCUCAACAAAACUUGCAAGAAGUCGGUGACUGAAAAAGUUGCUGGAGCCUGUCCAAAGAUCAUCAACGUGCCUCAAUGCGAAAUUGUAUCUCGCCCUAGUGUGGACUCCUGCUACGAAUCAGAAGCGUUUGAGCAAGAGUACGAGUGUUGGGGCUCGGAGACGCAUCGAGAAUGCGAGGUCGAAAUGCGUGUGGUCAACGAUUCCUGCAGCAGAACCAUCGACUCCCCUGUGCCUUACGAGUACGACGACAUCGUUACGGAGAAGAUCUGCAUGACGAAGCUGCACACAAAGGCAGGGCAGUGCCGAAAGCGAAUUGAUAGCGAAGAGCAAUACCCGUGCCCAGAGACAAAGUGGGAGAAGCGGUGCUUCGAGACCUCUAAGUUAGUGCAGGAGCCUUGCGAGAAAAAGGUCGUCGCCCAGGAGGCGUAUGACUGCAGUGAGACCAGGCACGACACGGUCCAGAAGACCUGCUCCCGCCGCAUCCCGAAGAAGACGAUGGUCGAAAAAUGUGCCCCCAGCAAAAAGGAGCACAGGAAGUUGAGGCGCUUGGGGCCUGCGAAAAAGGGCGGGAACUGCCAGAUGGUCGAGGUUCUGUCUGAGGAAAUUGAGAUAUAUCCUUGCAACGAGGAUGUGCUUGUGUCUGUGCCGAAGAUCUGCACUCGAGAAAUCGCAAAAACUGUCACCGAAAUGUGCCCGAAGCAAGUGCCCGACACGCAAUGUACCAUGGAGUCUGUCGCGAUCCCGAAGCUUUGCUCCCGCAAGGUGUCUGAAGAGAUUGAAGUGCCUUGUGAGGCCCAGAAGCAGGAAGAAGUCUGCGAGGAUGUACCUAAAAAGGUCAAGAAACAAGGAUAUCGGUUUGAGAAGAAGAAGGAGACAUUCCCUUGCCAGAGACAUCAGUUCGAGGAGAAGUGCUACGAGGUGAAGAAGCCCAAGAGGGACACCUGCGUUGCGACACUGUUCAAGACUGUUGAGAAGCCUUGCACCCGUCAAGACUUCAAGGAAGUCUGCCAUGAUGAGCAGCAGCUGACUAUGCAGCCGUGUCUGGAGGAAAAGAAGACACAGAUCGAGGUGCCUUGCCCUGAGCAGACAAGUGAAGAGAAGUGCAUCUACGUUCCAGUGUACGAGAUGGGCACCUGUACAACCGUCAUCCAGGACGUUCAGCAGAGCCCAUGCAAGAAACAACAGCCUGCAAUCCGCUGCGAAACUGUGAAGUCGGAGCGUGCUGGAACAUGCUUCAGAUCCGAGACGAUCCAGAUCCCCUACACCUGCUACGAAACGGCAUACGAGGAGAAAUGCGUCGAACUUCCCCUGACUGGCGCUCCCCCCCCACCCCCUGGCAAGAAGCUCUGA